AUGAAUAUAUUGCCUAAAAAGAAGUGGCACGUGAGGACGAAGGAGAAUGUUGCACGUGUACGUCGUGAUCAGAAGAAAGCUAAGGAGGAAAAAGAGGUGGUGAUGGGAAGAGCUCAGCUUGCAGAGCAAGAAUACAAGGUAAAUUUACUGCGUCAAAAUGCGGAACGAAUGGAGGUAAUGUAUAGAGAUGGAAAAAGUGGAGCUGAUCAGAAUAACACGCAGUUCAUCAACUCUUCCAGCCAUAUAAAUCUUUUCGCUGAUUUAGAAGGAGAAUACCGGAAAAAUUUUGGAGUAGGAAAUCGAGAUUAUGCAUUAGAGAGGAAAAAGGAACAAGAAGAAUAUGAGAAGAAAGUUGGCAUCUUGCAGUGUCUUGGACAAGGGUCCAGUGAGUUGACGAAAGAAAAGCCGUGGUAUGAAAAAGUUCCAACAAAGAAGGAAGAGUUCAGAAAAUCGGAAAAUCGAUCAUGUGUUGUUAAGUUGUUCAACAAAUCCGCUAGAGACACCUGUGAAAAGAUAAAGAAAAGGCAGCAUAAAAGGAAGUGUAAGAAUAAGGAAUCUCAUCAUAAAAAGCGCGAAAAAAAAAGCAAACACCAUGAUAAAAGUUCACUGGAAAUAUUGUCAAGUGAAGAAAAGCCGUCGACUUUAGAAGAAAAUUCAAAGAAGCAGAAGUUAGAAAAGCUAAGACAGGAACGCUUGGAUCGAGAAGCAAAAGAACGAAAGCGUUUAACCAAUUUGUUGACGUCCUCAGGAAGCAAGGAAGAAGGAAAGGAGGGAAAUGUUGCGAAAUAUAAUUCACAAUUUAAUCCAGCAUUAGCACGACAGAAUCAAAUCCGUUAA
This is a messenger RNA of Brugia malayi, 837 nucleotides long. RefSeq lists its product as uncharacterized. The record is from RefSeq and is a predicted model, not a curated record. Lineage: Eukaryota; Metazoa; Nematoda; Chromadorea; Rhabditida; Onchocercidae. The coding region runs from base 1 to 837 and encodes 278 amino acids. The transcript is spliced from 3 exons.